UCAGGCCAACUCUUCAGUGCCGACAUCACUAUGUUAUGUUUGUCAAUUUGUCGUCAUUUGUCAUUGUUUGUCAGUAAGAAUGAAAUUUUCAAUGUUCCCAUAACUUGUUCACUGAUGCCGACUUUUUUUCAGAGUCUCCAUUGUCGAGCUAUACCUGCAGAAGUUCUUCGAACUACUGGUUGGCCGCGCCAACGCACCUGGCAAUGGGCCUUCGAUGGUUGUAAAAGACGCAUCUGGCGACUUCAAUCUGCGGGGCCUCACAGAGGAAGUUGUCGAGACCGAGGAACAGCUACUGUCACUGCUGCAACGAGGCGAGAUGAACCGGCAGGUGCGACCUACCCCCCGGAAUGCCCGCAGCUCCAGGUCACACGUCAUCUUUAGAAUCAGAGUCGAGUAUGUGGAGGCGAGUUCUUCAGAUGGCGACGUGGCUGCGACAGGGGCGCACCUCCUCAUCGUCGACCUUGCCGGGUCUGAGAAGAUGUCGAACCCUGGCGGCCUUAAGGACGAAAUCUCGAAUGAAGGGAUCAAAAUUCAGCUGGAGGCGUCGCUGGGGGUGGAGGCGCCGGUGGAGGAGGAGGCGCCGGUGGGGGUGGAGGUGUCGCUGGGGGNAGGAGGGUGA
Hyalella azteca is the source of this 619-nucleotide messenger RNA. RefSeq names its product kinesin-like protein KIN-7L. Gene Ontology annotation, biological process: microtubule-based movement. Gene Ontology annotation, molecular function: ATP binding; microtubule binding; microtubule motor activity. The record is from RefSeq and is a predicted model, not a curated record. The coding region runs from base 215 to 619 and encodes 134 amino acids. NCBI's taxonomy places the organism in Eukaryota, Metazoa, Arthropoda, Malacostraca, Amphipoda, Hyalellidae. The transcript has 3 exons.